Molecule: messenger RNA, 2167 nt
Organism: Lottia gigantea (owl limpet)
Lineage: Eukaryota; Metazoa; Mollusca; Gastropoda; Lottiidae
Exons: 8
Coding region: 52-1095 (347 amino acids)
Source: RefSeq, a predicted model, not a curated record
CUUUAUUUACGAUGUAACCAAAUAGACCAAGUCAGAGGUUAUUCCAGGAAUAUGGGAUGUGGGGCCUCUUCUCAGAAGGAAGAACAACCAACUCCUACCAAUAAAAGGAAACAGGAACAAGAUUUCCAAUCAUUGAAUGGACCUUCACCAGUUGAAGACUCACAAGAUUACUCUCCAACUCCAGAAACAGAUCUUCAAAGGGAGUUGUCCCGGAAUGGUACUGAGAAGAACUCUCCUGGUAGAAGUCCUAAAUCAACUCCGAGAAAAGCCAAGCCUCCAUCAAUGAGAUCUAGAGAAAAGUCACACGAAAAUGGUGAAGUAGCGGAUUCUGAGGCUCACGAAAAAGGUUAUAAGAGAAUGGUUCGUCAGAAGAUGAUUGAUGCUACCAGUGGACAUGAUCUACAGGAACUCCAUAAAACCAUCGAGAAUUUUGAGAAGCAGAAGUUAGAUGAUUGUGGUGAUCUGAGAAGGGCUAAGGAAAAACUACAAUAUUUAACACUGAAACGAGAUUUAAGAGAUGCAAUAAGAAGACGACAUGCCGGAGUUUUGGAGAAAUCAAUCCAGGAUGCCAAGAAUUCCAAAUUUGCUGAUAAAUUAACUAAUCAGAUACAAGUUGCUGAGAAGUUACAGAGGCAUUUACAGGAACUAAAGAAUUGUGCUCAUGAUAUUUGCAAAAUGGAACAAACCACAAUAUCUGAACUACGCAGCUAUCAUCAUCCCCCGCCAUGUGUUCAUGACGUCAUGGCAGCUACCUACAUGCUGAUGGGAUAUUCCGAGGAUAGGCUUGGAGACUGGAAUGAGAUUCAAGCUUACCUCGGCCAGCUCACUCGAGAUAAACUCAUCAGACAGAUUGGUGAAUUCGAUACUAAACAUGUGAAUGAGAUUACAGCAAGUCGUGUUAAAUCUAUCCUCCAAGCCUACACACUGGAAGAAGUUAAAGAUGCUAGCUAUGGUGCUGCUACAUUCUACGUUUGGGCUGAUAACAUGGUAGCUAAGAUAGAAAAAGACAAGGAAAGUGAAUACGAUAGAGAACAAACGGAAGUCGGGGGUUCAGCAACAUCUAAAGGAGGAGGCAGUGUCAAGAAAAAGGGCUGAAAUCAGCGAAAUCAAAUCAUUUUUCAUUAUAUUUGGCUUCAUUUAUCAUUCUAUAUCACCAAAUAUCCAGAGAAAAUCUUGCAAAAUGUUUACAUGGACUUGAAACACCAUCAAAUUUCAAUAAUAUUUACAGAUUGUUUGAUGCAAAAUGUUUAAACAAACUAAUAAUAAUAUAUAAUAUAACUUAAUUUAGCUUGUGUAAACAUUUUACCAUUCAGAAUCCAGAGUGUUUACAUGGAAUUCUCCAAAUGUUUACACAAACACGAUAUACUAAUAUAAAAUAUGGAAGUAACUAAUAAGAUAUAUAAGAUAAUGACCAUCUAAGCGUUAUGUGAUGCAAACUGUGUUUACACAAACUUUUUCUAAGGUAUAUACAAUAAUGAACGCAGGAUUAUUCAAAAUGUUUACACAAAAGUAUGGUAAUUUCAUAUUGUAUAUCAUAAGGGAUUCCAAGUGUUUAUCAAAAAUAUACAAAAUUUUUACAAAAAAUAUGAUAUACCAUUUAAAUUAAUUUAAAAAAACGGAAUUCGUUAUAUUACUUAAUACUGUAUAUCAAACGAAAUCCAGGGUGUUUACAAAGAAUACAAAAUAUUUACUACGAAACUGGAAUUGUCUGUAUCAUGUUCCACUGUAUGUAACAAGGGAUUCGGGGUGUUUACCAAGAAUAUACAAAAUGUUUACUCAAUAAUGAUGUUUACUUAAAAAGGUUCAGUGGCAUUGAAAUAGAACUGUUCCUUCUUGUUGAGCGAUCGAGUUUAGAGCUAAUUCUCAAAUGACAUUUAGUAAAGGUGUUUGAAUAUCGAUAAUACAAUCCGUAUGAAGUACAAUUACUGAUGAUUUAAUUGACCUUUUCAAUAAAUAAAAAAUCAGUAAUGAAACGUCGCUAAAAUAAAAAUCAGUACUUGUUCUCCAAACAAUUUGUGUUAUCUAUAUGAGUUUACAAAUAUUUGACAAAUCGUUUACACAAAAAUAAUACACACUAUUUGCAAUUGCUCUUUCAUGUUAUAUCAACAUUUAGUCAAAGUUUCUUUGAAUGACAUUUAGUAAUCGUCAUGAAUAAGAAAUAAAAUAC